Molecule: messenger RNA, 6020 nt
Organism: Nerophis lumbriciformis (worm pipefish)
Lineage: Eukaryota; Metazoa; Chordata; Actinopteri; Syngnathiformes; Syngnathidae
Gene: grik5
Product: glutamate receptor, ionotropic, kainate 5
Biological process (GO): monoatomic ion transport
Cellular component (GO): membrane
Molecular function (GO): ligand-gated monoatomic ion channel activity; signaling receptor activity
Source: RefSeq, a predicted model, not a curated record
UGGCAAAGUGAAUGCAGCUGAAUCACAGUGAGAAGUCCACCAGGUGGAUGCAGGGAUGGAUGGAUGGAUGCAUGGAUGGAUGGAUAAAUGCCAGCCGGAUCAACAAAUGGAUACCCUGGACGUCGGAGGCGGGUGACGAGUGAACGAGCGAGGACGCCGGGAGUCGCCUGCGUCUCCUGUGGGAGAGCCGCAGUGGAAGUAACGGCGCGCAAGUCAUUCCUCCUCGCCAAGAAGCCGACGGAGGGAAUUCAAAGUGCUGAGUGUGUGUCCAUACAGCCAGCACAUUGGUAUUCAGCCCAGGGAGCUCCACGAUCUCACUGCGCCUUUCCCCAGGAUGGGAUCACAGAGCUGGGAUUGUGUGAGCCAGGGGAGAGCCUCCCUCCAAUGGAUGUGACGUCUUCGGCGGACGGCUAACCGGUAACAACCCUUCUUUACAAGCGCACCGGUCAGGCUGCUUUGGACAAACUGAACCAGGCCUGGGUAGGAGUCCAUUCGCCGCCAUCCAACCCGCAGAGCAGAUAAUUCAGCUCGUCUGCGGGCCCAUCAGAAACAAAAUAGGCCGCCGCGAUGCCCCAGCGACGGGAUGGCACUUUCAGACACGUCCGGAACCAUCCCCCGGAUAUCCUGUUGAGAUUGCAACGUUCGUUGGGCGCACCCUUUCCAGGCGAGGAGUAAUUGAAAACCUCCUCUCCGGGGAAAAACAAGACUUUGUCCUGAUUUGCUUGUCAGGGCAGGAGAAGGAGAGCACAUUUUUAUAAGGAACAAUUUUCUCCCACUAUUACAAUUUUUUUUUUAAGCAGAGAUUGAGGAAUAAGACUGUCCAGAAGAGAUAACGAGCCAACAGGUAGUCGAGUAAGAGAGAGAGAGAGAAUUAACAAGGGUUGUUUAAAAGCCUUUUUAAAAAGCCCAUCGGUGCUGUAUUGGAGUGCAGUGGGCCGGGGAGGGAUUGUCUGCAGGUACUCAGGUUUUAAACUCCCCCACCAUCGCCGCCUGCCUGGACUGUCUCUUUUGGGCCUGCAGGAAAUAUGACUGAGUAAACCCACAGGCGGACAGACAAGUCUUUUUCCACGCGUCAGGGCUCGGAGCCAGGAGCGGCAGACAGCAUGCGACUCAUUGUCAUUCCCAGCGACAUCUGAGGGAAGGAGAGAGAGCGGAAAGGGACAAACGUGGAAGGCAGAGAGAGGAGGUCGAGGCACAAGAAUCCUGUUUUGUUGCCCUGGCCUGCUUUUUGCACUCCUGAGAAUCCUCUUUUUCGUCUGCAUCAACACCACGUUUUCUCGUUUAUGUCUCUCAGCCGGCAAGGUGAUUGCUUUUCGGGAGAACAAGAAAAGGAGGACACAAAAAGGAAAGGGAUUAUUUUUGUUUCCGUCAGACGAUAAACAGCAGAGGUUUCUUCAGUGCCACCCCCCACACCUCCCGUAACGCCAUGAAGCCUUCAGACCUUGGCUGAAGCUCGGAGCGCUCCCGACUGUUCCUGACUCCUUCUAUCAUUCGGUACAGAUUUGUACGGAGUUUCCACAUGUUGCCAAGGAGAAACCAGAGCUUGAAAACCCUCUUCUUCCUUUUGGGAACACUUGGCCUUCCUGGUGAAAUACAUAAACAGUGGCGGUACAGGCAGCCAGCAGACCGUUCUCCAUGAGGAGCAGUAGAAGAUGCCGGCUCUGCCAGCACUGCUGCUGUCGAUACACUUCCUGUCCUCCUUCUUGCUAGCCAACAUGCCGCCACGCUCGCUGAGUCAGACCCCCGUGCUCUCCUCCGUCCGCAUGGCGGCCAUCCUGGACGACCAGUCGGUGUGUGGGCGCGGCGAGCGUCUGGCGCUGUCCCUGGCCAGGGAAAACAUCAACAGUGCGAUUGAGGGCUCGGUGCGAGCCCGAGUGGAGGUAGACAUAUACGAGCUGCAGAAAGACUCCCAGUACGACACCACUGACACCAUGUGUCAGAUUCUUCCCAAAGGCGUCGUCUCUGUGAUAGGCCCCGCCUCCAGCCCCGCCUCAGCCUCCACUGUCAGUCACAUAUGCGGCGAGAAGGAGAUCCCGCAUGUCAAGAUCGGUCCGGAAGAGACGCCCCGCUUACCGUACCUCCGCUUUGCUUCCGUCACGCUGUACCCGAGCAACGAGGACCUAAGCCUGGCCAUCGGGGCCAUCCUGCGCUCCUUCAGCUACCCCUCAGCCAGCCUGGUCUGUGCCAAGGCUGAAUGCCUGCUGAGAUUGGAGGAACUGGUGCGUCGCUUUCUCAUCUCCCGCGAGACACUGUCAGUCAGGAUGCUGGAUGACAACCUGGACCCAACCCCGCUGCUGAAGGAGAUACGUGACGACAAAGUCGCCACCAUCAUCAUCGACGCCAACGCCUCCGUCUCCUACCUCAUCCUCAAGAAGGCGUCGGAGCUGGGAAUGACGUCGGCGUUCUACAAGUACAUCCUCACCACCAUGGACUUCCCCCUUCUGAGACUGGAUGACAUCGUGGAUGAGCAGUCCAACAUCGUGGGCUUCUCCAUGUUCAACACCACACAUCCCUUCUACCUGGAGUUCAUCCGCAGCCUCAACCUGUCGUGGAACGAGGCCUGCGACCUGACCUACCCCGGCCCCGCCCUCUCGUCAGCGCUGAUGUUCGACGCGGUGCACGUGGUGGUGGGGGCGGUGAGGGAACUCAACCGCAGUCAGGAAAUUGGCGUGAAGCCGCUCAGCUGCACCUCGCCUCAGAUCUGGCAACACGGCACCAGCCUUAUGAACUAUCUGCGCAUGGUGGAGUACGACGGCCUGACGGGACACGUGGAGUUCAACAGCAAAGGUCAAAGGACCAACUACACCCUGAGGAUCCUGGAGAAGCACAGAGGAGGCCACAAAGAGAUUGGUAUCUGGUACUCCAACAACACCCUUGCCAUGAACUCCACCAGUCUGGAUAUUAACGUCUCCGAGACGCUGGCAAACAAGACCCUCAUUGUUACCACCAUUCUGGAAAACCCGUACGUGAUGCGCAAGGACAACUACCAGGAUUUCCACGGCAACGAGCAGUACGAGGGCUUCUGUGUGGACAUGCUGAGGGAGCUGGCCGACAUCCUCAAGUUCUCUUUCAGGAUCAAGCUGGUGGACGAUGGCCUCUACGGCGCCCCCGAGCCCAACGGCUCCUGGACGGGCAUGGUGGGAGAACUCAUCAACAGGAAAGCCGACCUGGCGGUGGCAGGCUUCACCAUCACGUCAGAGAGGGAGAAAGUUAUCGACUUCUCCAAGCCCUUCAUGACCCUGGGGAUCAGCAUCUUGUACAGGGUUCACCCGGGUCGUAAGCCGGGCUACUUCUCCUUCCUGGAUCCUUUCUCCCCGGCUGUGUGGCUCUUCAUGCUGCUGGCCUACCUGGCUGUGAGCUGCGUGCUCUUCCUGGCUGCAAGGCUGAGCCCCUACGAGUGGUACAACCCUCACCCGUGUCUGCGGGAGCGUAGGGACAUGCUGGAGAACCAGUACACUCUGGGCAACAGCUUGUGGUUCCCCGUCGGCGGCUUCAUGCAGCAGGGAUCCGAGAUCAUGCCCAGAGCCUUGUCCACCAGAUGUGUCAGCGGAGUGUGGUGGGCGUUCACCCUCAUCAUCAUCUCGUCCUACACGGCCAACCUCGCCGCCUUCCUGACCGUGCAGAGGAUGGAGGCCCCCAUCGAGUCCCCGGACGACUUGGCCGACCAGACCAACAUCGAGUACGGGACCAUCCACGGAGGGAGCACCAUGACGUUCUUCAUGAAUUCCCGCUACCAGACGUACCAGCGCAUGUGGAACUACAUGUACUCCAAGCAGCCAAGCGUGUUUGUCAAGAGCACCGAGGAGGGCAUCGCCCGCGUGGUCAACUCCAAGUACGCGUUCCUGAUGGAGAGCACCAUGAACGAGUACCACCGCGGCCUCAACUGCAACCUCACGCAGAUCGGAGGCUUGCUGGACACCAAAGGAUACGGCAUCGGCAUGCCGCUAGGCUCUCCGUUCAGAGACGAGAUCACGCUGGCCAUCCUCCAGCUGCAGGAGAACAACCGGCUAGAGAUUCUCAAGAGGAGGUGGUGGGAGGGAGGACAGUGUCCCAAAGAGGAGGACCACCGUGCCAAAGGUUUGGGCAUGGAGAACAUCGGCGGCAUCUUUGUGGUGCUCAUCUGCGGCCUCAUCAUCGCCGUCUUCGUGGCCAUCAUGGAGUUUGUGUGGUCCACGCGUCGCUCCGCCGAGACCGAUGAGGUAUGCCCCCAUACCUGCCCUCGCCGAUCCCGCAGACACACCCCAGUGUCUGUCUGUCAGGAGAUGAUCACAGAGUUCCGAAACGCCGUCUCCUGUAAGAAGAGCUCCCGCUUGCGCCGGCGCCGGCCGCUCAGCAGCACGGCGGCGCUGCGCCACCCGAACCGCAUCGCCCUGGGGGCCCCCCGGCCCCUGCGCCUCGUCCGGGAGAUGCGCAUGAGCAACGGGAAACUGUACAGCGGAGCCGGCCCUCUCACGGGCGGCGCCGGCGGAGUGGCGCCCCCUGAUUUGGGGCCCGGUCCCCAGCGGCUCCUGGAUGAUCCUCUCGGCGCCAACACCACCCCUCCGCCGCCGGCCCCCACCCCGGUGAUGCUGCCCACCCGCAGUUGCACCCACGUAAGGAUCUGCCAGGAGUGCCGCAGGAUCCAAAGCUUAAGAUUGGACAGCGGUUUGGGAUCGACCACGACGAGGAUACCGCCCUCGUCCGCGCCGCUGCCCCGGCUGCCCCCGCCCCCUCCCCUGUCCUCCUCAAACACGGACAGCGAGGGCGGAGGCGGGCCCAGCCCCAGGCGGCUGCACAGCCCCCCGCCUCACAGCGCCCGGCCCGUCCCACCACAGAACCUCAACAAAUCAGACCUGCUGGGGGACCAGGCCUGAAGGGGGCGGGGCUAGGUUGUUACUCCAAACAAACAGGAGGGAAUGCAAACAAUGACGAGCGGAUACAAAAUGUGAUGAAAGAGGACUUAAACCCGUUAAAAGCCUGCAGGAACAGCAACGGCUGCCCGCAUGCGCUUUGGACAAGACUGACGGGAGUGCUUCUUUCUCGCGCCGAGGCUUUUCUUCCAGACACUUUGGGGAAGAUCCCGGACACGUGGACUCCCUGAGGGUGAUUACAUGUUGUUUUACUCAUUCGUCGUCUCGUUUCUGUUGACCAUUUGUUCCAAGUGGGCGUUCAAUAAAAAGCCUCUCCGGGUGUGACAAUACGCCGGAUUGUGACCACGGCAAACCACGUGACGGCGCCUAAUCGUGUUGGAGAGUUUUGUGUCCCUCCCCCGGGCUGUGUCCUCGCUGCUCGAAGGCAGGAAGGAUGACACACGAGUCGAACCGUAGCACAGUUGACGUUUGUGUUUAACAAGUGUGUUCAAAGUCGGGACUCUCCUAUUAAUGUUAGCUCAUCAAAAACGGUGCGGCAGGCGGCUUUGAAAUGUGUAACCAACCUCCCUCGUUAUCCCCGCUCGCUUCCUGCCUUUUCCACCGCCACUCCGGCAGCGCGUAGGAGCCGCCAAGGCGACGAGAGGUGCUGAAAUUAGGACACCUCGCGGGCGCCCCCCCUAAGUUUUGUGCUUUGGAAGAGAUGCUGGCAGUACAGAGACCCGACAAGUUUUAGAAUUACCACACAAAUGAUUUAUGGACGUUUUGCUUCCACUGAAGGUGUGCACCAAAUUUUGUGGCAAUUUGGCUAAAAUACAGCAGGUGUUUUGCAGAAGUGUGAGAAGUUAGUAGAGAUGCGCGGAUAGGCAAUUAUUUCAUCCGCAACCGCAUCACAAAAGUCGUCAUCCAUCCGCCAUUCACCCGAACCAACAUUUUAUCAAAACCACACCCGCCCGCCAUCCGCCUGUUGUUAUAUAUCUAAUAUAGACGAUGCAAGGCAUUAGUGAGGUUAUAAAGCUUUUGCCUGUUAAAGAAAGGAGACUGAUCCAAUGCAGCACAGACUGCGUGCCACACAUUAAUAUCUCUUGGCCACGCAUUAGUGGCUAAGAGAUAUUAAUGCGUGAUAAUAUUAUUUAUCAUUAUUAUAGUAUUAUUGUCAUUUCCAUUAAGAAA